Molecule: messenger RNA, 462 nt
Organism: Exophiala xenobiotica
Lineage: Eukaryota; Fungi; Ascomycota; Eurotiomycetes; Chaetothyriales; Herpotrichiellaceae
Exons: 1
Coding region: 1-462 (153 amino acids)
Source: RefSeq, a predicted model, not a curated record
AUGCCUCCGAAGCGCACACCUGCCGCCUCGCAAAGACCCGCAAAGCGGGACACACGAACAGUCAAGCGACGACGUGCGGUUGACGAAGACGAAUCAAACAACUCCCCAAAAGCUCUGAGGCGUGCACAACACACCGAGGCGCGAGCCGCACCAGACAAGAAGGCCUUCAUCGAGGACUGGUUAGAAGAAUCCUGCUGGUCUCGAAGAGCGUCGCCAGAGAACGAAGCCCAGCUUCUGGAAGUGUCGGCCAACAUGCACCGCAAACCUGCCCCCGUCUCUUCGUCUCCGGGAAACACCUUCGAAAGCCCCGUAUCAACCUCCAGAAAGUCCGAGAAAUCUACCACAAGUGUAUAUGUCUCGGAUUAUCGGGUAUCAUUGAGCUAUCGCAGCAUCUUCGUCGAGCGCGAGAAUCCUCCGCCAGAGUUGAUGCGGAGGGCGCAAAGACUGAUAUCGCGCUCGUGA